UUUUUUUUUUUUUUUGCUGAAGGAGAGCUUCUCUCACAAACUCAGGGACUUCAGAUUGAAAUAACCCAGUCUCUCCUGAGCAACAGUUGCCCGACACUUCCAGGGCACCUCUGAAAGUAUGGCGUGCGGGCACCAACCAGAUCUGAGUCGAGAAACAAACGAUGUGUUUUCAUCAGAGAAGGAUUGCUGACAGACGACCUCAGAAGUGGACAGAAAUUUGAGGAUAAAACUUUGAGAUUUGUUUUGUACAACUUCGGAUGCAAGGAAAAGAUMGAGAGGACAAACUGAAACGACUCACAGACUAUAUUUAUUUAGUCUGUCUCGUUUUGGAGGAUUUUCACUCUUCAGUGGCGAUACAAAAACUGGUCGUUUUGUGAAUUUGAUCUUUUUGGAAACCAUAGUACCGAAACCUGAGAGGUAUAUUUUUCUUUCAAGACUGUGUGCGAGUCGGAGUUUGGAUUAUGUAAGUGUUUUUUAAAGUUCAGCUUGUGCGAUGCGAGGCUCCGACGCAGCGAGUUGCCUUUCUGUCCUCGGUGCAGACAGGCACAGGAAGGGGCAGACAUGCCUUUCCAUGGCGAUGGGUGGCUGUAGCCCUUUCCCCGUGUGCUGGGUCAGAGAAUAUGACAGACACCUAGCAGCGGCAGUGUCGGCAGGGAAAACCAUGGCAACAGCCUACCUGGAGCCCCACCUGAACAACACCCUCCUAGGCGGCGCCAAGUCGCAGCUGAAUGCUGGGGUAUCGGACCGAACCAUGGCUGGCCCCGUGGACAGGGUUCUGAAAGUCUUCCAUCACUUUGAGAUCAACACUGAACAAAGCUUCUGGUCUACCAAUGUCAGAUAUGGAGAUGCAACUGAUGUCAGGGGGAUCAUCCAGAAGAUCCUGGACAUCCACAAAGUGCGCUGGACUUCCUGUUUCGGCCUUCGCCUCAGCAGCAGCCAAUCCAAAGACCAGGUGCACUGGCUCCACCCAGAUAUGGGCGUGUCUCACAUCAGAGAGAAAUACGAACAAGCUCGUCCCAACGAGGAAUGGAGGUACGAGCUAAGGAUUCGAUAUCUACCAAAAGGCUUUGUGCAGCAGUUUACAGAAGACAAACCUUCACUUAACUGCUUCUAUCAUCAGGUGAAGAAUGACUACAUGACCCAAUAUGGGGAUAAAGUGGAACAAGAUGUAGCUCUAAAGUUGGGUUGCCUAGAAAUCAGGAGGUUUUUUAAAGAGAUGAGAGGAAACGCCCUGGACAAGAAAUCCAACUAUGAACUACUGGAAAAGGAUGUUGGUUUGAGGCGUUUUUUUCCAAAAGAUCUGUUGGACUCUGUCAAGGCUAAAACUCUCCGCAAGCUGAUUCAGCAAACCUUCAAACAGGUCGCCAAUCUCAACGACGAGCAGUGCAUCCUGAAGUUCUUAGAGACACUCGCGCCGAUCUACCGCUACGACAAGGAGUUCUUUAAAUGUGCCCUCGGGUCCAGCUGGGUGAUCCAGGUAGAGUUGGCCAUCGGGCCAGAAGAAGGGAUCAGUUACCUCACUGAUAAAGGGUCAACACCCACACAUCUAGCCAAUUUUAACCAAGUGCAGUCCAUCCAGUACUCAGCUAUGGAGGAGAAAGACAGGAAAGGCAUGCUGCAGCUGAACGUAGCCGGUGCUGCUGAGCCUCUCACUGUCACCACAGCAUCGCUCACCAUGGCGGAGAACUUAGCAGACUUGAUUGACGGCUACUGUCGCCUCGUCUCAAUGGAAACCCACUCAUUUAUUGUCAGAGUUCAGAAAGAGGGAGAGAGAGCUCUGCCUUCCCUCCCAAAACUGUCUAAUAAUGAGAAAAAGUUAGAAGCAGUCAGGAGUGGAGUUCGAGCGAUCUCUGUCUCAGAAACUGAUGACUAUGCAGAAAUAGUUGAUGAAGAGGACACAUACACCAUGCCCUCCACGCGGGACUACGAGAUCCAGAGGGACCGGAUAGAGUUAGGUCGUUGCAUCGGAGAGGGUCAGUUUGGCGAUGUUCACCAAGGAGUCUACAACAGCCCAGACAAGCCGUCUCUAAAUGUUGCCAUUAAAACUUGUAAAAACUGCACCACAGACAGUGUCAGAGAAAAGUUUCUUCAAGAAGCCUURACGAUGCGUCAGUUUGACCACCCUCACAUCGUGAAGCUGAUCGGCGUGAUCACAGAAAAUUGCGGUCAUUCCUUCAAGUUAAGAAGUACAGUCUGAACUUGGCAACGCUCAUUCUGUACGCCCAUCAGCUCAGCGCUGCGUUGGCCUACCURGAGAGCAAACGCUUUGUACACAGAGACAUCGCAGCGCGUAAUGUGUUGGUUUCCACUGUUGACUGCGUGAUGCUCGGAGACUUCGGCUUGUCUCGAUACAUGGAGGACAGCUCCUACUACAAAGCUUCUAAAGGUAAACUUCCUAUCAAAUGGAUGGCUCCUGAAUCAAUCAACUUCCGAAGAUUCACCUCRGCCAGCGAUGUGUGGAUGUUUGGUGUGUGUAUGUGGGAAAUCUUGAUGUACGGCAUCAAGCCCUUCCAGGGYGUGAAGAACAACGAUGUGAUUGGCCGAAUAGAGAACGGCGAACGGCUGGCGAUGCCCCCUCAGUGUCCCCCCACYCUCUACAGCUUGAUGACCAAAUGCUGGUCGUACGACCCGAGCAAGAGGCCACGAUUCACCGAACUCAAAACACAACUCAGUACCAUACUGGAGGAGGAGAAGGUCCARCAAGAGGAGAGACUUCGAGUGGAGAUGAGAAGACAAGUCAUUGUUCCCUGGGACUUUCCUGGUGUUUCCGAAGCWCCACCUAAACCGAGUCGACCAGGUUACCCCAGUCCACGCACCAGUGAAGGUUUCUUUUCCAGCCCGCAGCACAACCACUUCCAGUCGUCCGUUCAUAGCGGUGUCGGUGGAGUCGGAGGCAGCUACCCGCCCUCAGAUUCCUGGAAUCAGCACCGAUCUGAACACACGGCGCUGUGGAGCUCCGGCAUGGAGGACAACGGCUGCGYCAGCCAGGCUCUGAUGGAGGACAGGCUGAUGCAGCAGCAGCAGCAGAUGAAGGACGACCAGCGGUGGCUCGAGCAGGAGGAGAGCCUCAUGAAAGCAGAAUCCAGAAACAGCAGAGGAAGCAUCGACAGGGAGGACGGCACACUACAAWCACCGGGUGGAAGUCAACACAUCUAUCAGCCUGUCGGGAAACCAGAACAUGUAGCCCCGCCUAAAAAGCCRCCCCGCCCUGGAGCUCCUGGUCACCUGACCGGUCUCUGCCCUGUGGACAACUACAACGAGGGGGUGAAGCCGUGGAGGUUGCAGCCGCAGGAGAUCAGCCCACCCCCGACAGCGAACUUGGACCGCUCCAACGACAAAGUGUACGAGAACGUGACGGGGCUGGUUAAAGCUGUGAUCGAGAUGUCGAACAGGAUCCAGCCCGCCGCGCCCGAGGAGUACGUCCCCAUGGUGAAGGAUGUGGGUCUGGCUCUGAGGACGCUGCUGGCCACGGUGGAUGAAACAAUCCCGGUGCUGCCCACGAGCACACACAGAGAGAUUGAAAUGGCUCAGAAGCUGCUGAAUUCAGAUCUGGCAGAAUUAAUAGCCAAGAUGAAGCUGGCACAACAGUACGUCAUGACGAGUUUACAAAAGGACUACAAGAAACAGAUGCUGAUGGCGGCUCACGCUCUGGCAGUCGACGCCAAGAACCUGCUGGACGUCAUCGACCAAUCACGACUCAAAAUGAUCAACCAGAUCCGCCCACAUUAGUCCAGGACGRGAUCCAGACAAAGGUUUCAGCUGCUGGACAGGUUUAAAGCGUUUGAACGGUGGACAGAGCCGCGCGUGGACUUUACGUUGGGUUUCUGUGACGGACGGAUGAAAACGAGGAGCGGACAGAAACAAUCAGCUCUGUGGGAAUCAUUCACAGCUUCUCUUCUUUCKGGAAACACUCGUGUUCGGGUCGAUGUUGUAUUUUCUACUUCACUGACACGUCUCCAGAGGGGGGAAAAAAAACAAACAAACUUUUCUCUCGUCUUCUCUUUAUUUUGGAAAUCAUCCAUCACUCCCGUUAAAAUCUGAAGAAAGCAGAUGGAUUAAAGACGCUCGGACACAUGAAUAAAACUCUAACAGAAACUGGAACUGAAACUCCAGCUUGAAAACGAUAUUAAUAAUGAUGGACUUUGUAAACAUGCUUUUUUAAAACUUUAUUAUUAUUGUUUUCUGUCCRUUAAACUUUCAAGUCUUCCCUUUGAAUCCCUGUACUGUGGUAACAUCUCAUUCCUCCCUUUAAAGAUCUCUAUCUCAGGUGGCACGGAAGCAGAAUUGUUUUUAAAACUCUAUAAUGGACAAAACAGACGCCACUUUUUAAGUUAAUUUACAUAAAAAUACAGAGCUUUAUAUUUAACACAUUUCUAUUGAGGGCAGAGUGAAGUGGGACUUUGUUUAAAAAUACAGCGAGGUUUACAUGCAUCUUGUUUAAAUGUCCAAAUAAAGCUCAAUACAAGAUGUUCAGUAGCUGCUAAGCUGUAAUUUCAUUAAUAUUUUAUGAAAAACUUGGUCAUUUGAACAGUUAAAAGCCAUAUUUAAUAAUAUAUCAGUAAGCAUGAGGGCUCUUUGUCCAAAUUUCCAUCAACCUUCAACACAAAUKUUUGGAUACAUUCUGUUUGUUUUUACUGUUUUCUAAAUGUAUUUAAACUGCAGAACAAAAAGCUAAUUUAAUCACAUUUUUAUUUGUUGUGGUUGAUUGGAAUUAAAGUUAAUUGCAACGACUUCACCGUAAACACACGGGACAAAUUGUAUUUCAAGAACGUUUAAACAAGAACAGCUUUUAAUAAGAUAAUCGUUAUUUGGAUGGUUGAUAGCUGUAAUGAGUUUGAUUUAGUGGAUUGUGAUGUAAAAUAUUUCUCGUGUUUUUCUACCCCAUUUCUCCACCUUCCUUCAUUAGAGUUAUUUAUAUAUUUUAUUUCUGUUCUCCAUCCUUCCCACCACUCUCCCUGGUUUCCUCAGUUCUCUCUCUCCUGUGGUGAGCAGGAUUGUCAGGAUGGAGACAUCUGUAUAGUUGCUAAAACGAGCAAAUAAAACACUGUUAUUAAGAAGAAGCUGUUAUUUU
This is a messenger RNA of Austrofundulus limnaeus, 5071 nucleotides long. It is a transcript of the gene ptk2aa, whose product is annotated as protein tyrosine kinase 2aa. The record is from RefSeq and is a predicted model, not a curated record. Gene Ontology annotation, molecular function: protein tyrosine kinase activity; ATP binding. Lineage: Eukaryota; Metazoa; Chordata; Actinopteri; Cyprinodontiformes; Rivulidae. Gene Ontology annotation, cellular component: cytoskeleton; focal adhesion. Gene Ontology annotation, biological process: protein phosphorylation; signal complex assembly.